AUGCAUCGCUUCAGAGCGAAGCUGCACAUGGUUGGUCGAUACCGUAUGCAAGGGUGGCGGUGCAAGAUUGACGGUGAUACUACAGGUAGCCAGGACAAGGACGUUCAGCCAGCUUCACGCAAGGUGGGACGAGACGCGAUCACCACACAGAGGGCACUGUUGAGUGCGUCGGGGAACGAGAAGCAGAAGGGUCGUGCAAGUACCGCCGCAGGCAGCGGGAAAGGUAAAGCGGCCGCCACAGGCGCCUCUGGUGGCACAAAGCGCAAGGCGCCUGCCGACUCGGAGGACGGCUCAACUACAACACCUGUUUCUAAGCCCCGCGCGCAGGCAACACGUCCGGCGAAGAAAGCGAAGACGAAGGCCCCUGCUGGUAUACAAUCUGGCUGGACGCCGCCCACUGGCUCAAGGCCAGCAGCCUCAGCUACUCCUAAGAAGGCGAUUGCACGCGAGUGGUCAAAGAUGCAACCACCACAGGACUCCGAGUCGACAAUGUCCAAUCAAGCUCACGAAGGCAACCCGGGUCUGCCGGGGGAGGUCAGGAGGGGAGGAUUUGCGAGCGAUGAUGAUGACGAGGCCGCAGCUCCAGAGCCGGGCGAUGUGCGCACCACGGCCAUGGGUAUCGUCUCGAUCACUCAUGCACCCUCAAAGGACAGUGUUGCCAAAGGCCGUAAACGGGAGAAGUCUAUCCGAUACAAGAAUGAAGACCUUCCGUCGGGUUGUCUUGCUCGCUGGCGGAACACGUACGUUCCAACAAUGUACGACAUGUAUGCCACUGGCAGCGAUCCUUGGGCCAACAACGCGAAUGACUCGAUGAUCGGCAAUCUCAACCACAUCUGGAAGCGGGUGUACGGAGACCCUCCAGCAUCAGCGGAAGAUAUUGCGGGUCCUAUUCUUGGAGUAAUGAUCCAACGUCUCGCUGAAUGGCGGAACAAGUUCGCUUCAACAGCCACAGAGGUCGUCCAGCAGUUCUUCGAUGAUGCUGGCGAGCAAUACGCAUCACCAGAGUCACGCGCCGACUACGUGAAGUAUGCCCUUGGGCCAAAGAAACCCUUCAUAUGGCAAACAACCACUCCGAAGCGGAGAGGUGCAUUCCAGUCUCAGUUCGUGCUCGAGACAUUCGCAUCUCAUCUCACCGAAACACACGGAACCAUGGACAAGUAUUACAUGAUGUAUGAGCCGCAAGGAGCACUUGCGCUCGCUUGUGUUGCGCUUGAGCGCGCGUUCACGCUCUUUGAGUCGGGUGUACGCUAUCAGCCAGAUCGUCAAGAUCCCACCUGGCACUUCAAGACUGACAAAUGGAAUGACGCUACCGAAUCGUACCUACUAAGCAUCGCGCAGCUGAAGUUAGAAGAUUGGGACGCAAUCGUGGUCGGUGCAGAACCUUAUGCGAAGAAGGGCAAAGCACGACGUCGCAAAGUGUCAGCGAGCUCCGACUGUGACAUGGGCCCAGAGGACGACCGUGCCAGGCUACUCGACAGCUCCGACUCGGAGUCCGAGUCCGAUAAGGGCACUGGCGUCAGACAAUCAUCGCUGGCUGAUGAUUUGGGCGAGCUUGACGCAAAUCAUCCAGGUGGUUCAGAUGACGAACAACUUGAUGGAACGGCGGGGAACUUCGGCACCUCCGAUCCGUUGGAGGUCGAUGGCGUAGACGACUCGGACGGGGAGCCAGACACUGGUGGCUCGCCGCAGGCUCUAAACAGCGACGACGCCAACAAGGAUGAGUAUGAUGAUGAUGGCGGCGACUGAACGUCCUAUCAGGAGUCAUUUACAGCUUCUCGUUCUUCAAUGACCCAUCGAUGUACUCUCUGUGUAUGUCUACGUUUGUUCGCUCGGCGCCAUACUGUACAUUCAUUACACAUGCCCACUGCUCGGGGCUAAUCAACGUACUGUACAUGACUCUCAUACCAUCACCGUUUCGGUCCUAAUCCACGUACUGUACAUUCGUUACACCGCUAUGUGCGUAAUGCGGCCAGAUUUGGUUUCCGCGCGGUCUAUAUCACGCUCAUUUAUGUCAAACAAUGCUACUUGAUGAGUGCUUGCAUA
Molecule: messenger RNA, 2043 nt
Organism: Rhodofomes roseus
Lineage: Eukaryota; Fungi; Basidiomycota; Agaricomycetes; Polyporales; Fomitopsidaceae
Exons: 8
Coding region: 1-1746 (581 amino acids)
Source: RefSeq, a predicted model, not a curated record